AUGCAAGCACUGAGAUCUCCCUUCAAUCCGGCCGGCACCGUCCCAGACCUUCACAUCUUUGCAGACGCAAGCCCGCGGGCCUACGGAGCGGUUGCGUACGUACGCACCCACAAGGCUCCCGGGGGUGUCAGCUCCCAUCUGCUCAUCGCCAAAGGUCGCAUUGCACCAUUGAAGACGUCACGGGUCACGUUGUGGACGGACUCUCAGAUUGCACUGCACUGGAUAAAGAAUGAGAAGAUGACUCAGUCGCAGAAUCCUCAGUUUGUCGAGGGGCGCUUACGAGAGAUUCGCCAGCUCACGGACCCGGCUCGAUGGUGUCACUGCGACGGGAAAAGCAACCCGGCUGACUUGCUCACGAGGGGAAUCACCACGACUGAGCUGCUCCACAGCAAGCUGUGGUGGACCGGUCCACCCUGGUUAUUUGGCAACGUGGAUGGUCUCGUAGCGGCCCAAAACGCAUCUCCGCAUUUCCGGAUCGAGGAGGCCUGUUGCGCCAUCGCUGUUCAGCAUCGGGACCCCCUUCUUCAACGCGAAGAUCACAGCUCCCUUAACCGCGUGCUCCGUGUGACAGCAUACGUGCUCAGGUACAUCAACAACACCCAGAGACCCCAGUCGAAACACAGUGGCUCACUCUCAGCGGAAGAGCUACACUCAGCAGAGCUGCUCUGGGUCAGUUGGACUCAGUUGGAAUCUUUCCCCACUGAAAUCGAUGACCUACAGACGAGACGCCCCAUCUCUUCUUCAUCGGCCGUCUUGCUAUUGAACCCGUAUAUCGACGAGAAUUCAUUACUCCGCGUCGGUGGUCGUCUGAGGUACGCCGACGAAAGCGACAGCGUACGGCAUCCCAUCCUUCUGCCGUCCAGACACCGAUUCACAGAGCUGCUCGUGCUCGACAUGCACUGUCGUCUACACCACACAGGAGUUCAAGACACACUCUGUGAAAUUCGCCAGAAGUAUUGGAUUGUAAGGGGUCGACAGACGGUUCGUCGCGCUCUUCAUACGUGUCUACAAUGCAAACGACAACGACUGUAUUCGGAAACAGCACCUGUCGCUCCUCUCCCGCGGGAAAGGAUCACACCCACGAGUCCUUUCGACGUAGUAGGGGUGGAUUUUGCUGGACCGCUCUAUGCAUUUGACAAUAACGAACAGCGGAAGGCGUACAUCGUCCUUUUCUCAUGUGGCGUUACCCGCGCGAUCCACCCCGAAUUGGCGACCGGGAUGUCCACUCAACACUUCCUCGGCGCAUUUAGGCGUUUUGCGUCCCGACGCGGGGCCCCGUCACUGAUCAUGUCAGAAAACGCUCGCACCUUCCAUCAGACGUCACGGAUUCUCUCCACCGUGUCCUCAGAAGUGCAAGACUUUGCCGCCAGGAAUCGCAUCAAAUGGAGGUUUAUUGUCGAAAGAGCACCAUGGUGGGGCGGAUGGUGGGAGAGGAUGGUCAGAUGCGUGAAGGGCUCCCUCAGGCGUUGCUUAGGAAGGCGCCAUUUGACAUAUGAAGAUCUUACAACAGCCUUAUGCGAAGUAGAAUGCAUAGUGAAUUGCCGGCCGCUGACGUAUGUGGAUUCCGAUCCCGCCGCCCUGCACCCUUUGACUCCUGCAGACUUCCUCGUAGGGAAGCGCUUGACUGCCACCCCAACACCGGGCGAAGUUGCACAGCCGUUGGACGCAGGGAGACUCAAGCACUACCUGAAAGCACAGGAUAGUCUUCGCCAGCAGUUCUGGAGCAGGUGGCGCAAGGAAUACCUUUUCCAGCUGAGAUCCGCGCAUAUGGCGAGACGGGACCCGGAGAGUCAACUGAGGGUCGGAGAUGUGGUCGUCAUCCACGAAAGAGGACCGCCGCUUCUGUGGAAGCUCGGCCGCGUAACUCAGACCAUUCCCGGACGCGACGGUGUUGUUCGUGCCUUUGCUGCACCACUUGGAAGGGGAUAUCGCACCACCGGUGGCCCGGGAGGAUGA
Messenger RNA from Ornithodoros turicata, 1956 nucleotides. RefSeq lists its product as uncharacterized. Gene Ontology annotation, molecular function: nucleic acid binding. The record is from RefSeq and is a predicted model, not a curated record. Gene Ontology annotation, biological process: DNA integration. NCBI's taxonomy places the organism in Eukaryota, Metazoa, Arthropoda, Arachnida, Ixodida, Argasidae. Bases 1 to 1956 code for a protein of 651 amino acids. The transcript has 3 exons.